Messenger RNA from Nezara viridula (southern green stink bug), 2836 nucleotides. The record is from the annotation of a GenBank genome assembly. NCBI's taxonomy places the organism in Eukaryota, Metazoa, Arthropoda, Insecta, Hemiptera, Pentatomidae.
CUCCAUCAAUCUAUCUCUAUGCUAACAUCUGGUGUGCAAUUCCCUCCAAUAUCUGUAGGUUUUUUAAGCGCCAAGAUAAGUAAUUGUUCGUUGUGGUAGCUGCUUCUAUUCGUUUAGUGACCAAUUUGCAUUGGUUGGUUUAAAUACUUUUUGAAAAUGGUUUUUGCGGUUAAAAAGAAUGAAUCUAUUAGGAGUAAAUUAUACGUCAUCAAACGAGAUGACCGCCAAGAAGAAAUCCAUUUUGAUAAAAUAACAAGUAGAAUAUCAAAGCUAUGUUAUGGUUUAAAUUUAGAUUUUGUGGAUCCAAUCGAGAUCACUAUGAAAGUAAUUUCUGGUCUUUAUCCUGGCGUGACCACGGUUGAGUUGGACAAUCUUGCUGCUGAAACAGCUGCUACAAUGACCACAAAACAUCCAGAUUACGCCUUACUUGCUGCUAGAAUAGCUGUUUCAAAUUUACACAAAGAAACCAAGAAAGUUUUUAGUGAUGUUAUGAAUGAUCUUUACUUAGUUGUUAGAGAAGGUACUGGGGACCCUGCUCCUAUGAUUUCUGAUACUCAUCAUAAAAUCAUUAUGAAUAAUGCUGAUAGACUAAAUUCUGCCAUCAUUUACGAUAGAGAUUACAAUUAUAAUUUUUUUGGCUUUAAGACACUUGAAAGGUCAUAUUUACUCCGAAUUGGGGGAAAAGUUGUUGAAAGACCACAACACAUGUUGAUGAGGGUUGCUGUUGGAAUCCAUGGUGAGGAUAUAGAUGCUGUUAUUAAAACUUAUAAUCUACUCUCUGAAGGAUAUUUUACCCAUGCUUCACCUACAUUAUUCAGUGCCGCAACUCCGAAACCUCAACUUUCUAGUUGUUUUCUAUUAGCCAUGCAAGAGGACAGUAUUGAAGGUAUUUAUAAUACUCUGAAACAGACAGCAUUAAUAUCAAAAACUGCUGGAGGUAUUGGACUUCAUGUGCAUUGCAUUCGUGCUAAAGGUACAUUUAUUGCUGGCACCAAUGGUAUCUCAAAUGGCCUUGUCCCAAUGUUGAGAGUUUUUAAUAACACAGCUCGAUAUGUUGAUCAAGGAGGCAAUAAGAGACCAGGUGCAUUUGCUGUUUAUCUUGAACCAUGGCAUGCAGAUAUAUUUGAAUUUCUUGAUUUAAAAAAGAAUACUGGCAAAGAAGAGGUACGUGCUAGAGAUUUGUUUUAUGCCUUAUGGAUACCCGAUUUGUUCAUGGAGCGUGUCCAGGCUAAUGGAAAAUGGAGUCUAAUGUGUCCCCACGUCUGUCCUAAGUUGGCCGAUACAUGGGGUAGUGAAUUUGAGAAAAUUUAUACUGGUUAUGAAAAUGAAGGCCGCUAUGUAAAACAAGUUGAAGCUCGUGAUCUCUGGAAAGCUAUCAUUGAAUCUCAAGUUGAAACUGGUGUGCCUUAUAUGUUAUACAAAGAUUCUUGUAACAGAAAAUCAAACCAGAAAAAUCUCGGAACUAUUAAGUGCAGUAAUCUUUGUACCGAAAUUAUUGAAUAUACUUCUGCUGAUGAAAUCGCUGUUUGUAAUUUAGCUUCAAUUGCAUUAAGUAAAUUUAUGAAAGCUGAUAAAACAUGUGACUUUAAAAAGUUGAAAGCUGUUACAAAAGUUGUUACUUGGAAUCUCAAUAAGAUUAUAGACAUAAAUUAUUAUCCUGUCAAGGAGGCGCAAAGAUCUAACAUGCGACAUCGUCCCAUUGGAAUUGGUGUUCAGGGACUUGCUGAUUUGUUCAUUCAAAUGAGAUUACCAUUCGAAAGUGAAGCUGCUGGGCUUUUAAACAAACAGAUUUUUGAAACUUUGUAUUAUGGAGCACUUGAAGCUAGUUGUGAAUUGGCUGAAGAGUUAGGACCAUAUGAGACUUACAGCGGAUCUCCUGCUAGUCAAGGGAUCUUACAGUAUGAUAUGUGGAAUGUUACGCCAACUGAUCUUUGGGAUUGGGCUGCAUUGAAAGAGAAAAUUGCAAAGCAUGGAUUACGUAAUUCUCUACUUAUUGCACCAAUGCCAACUGCUUCUACUGCCCAAAUUUUAGGCAAUAAUGAGUCAUUUGAACCAUAUACUUCCAAUAUUUAUACAAGAAGAGUACUUUCUGGAGAAUUUCAGGUUGUGAAUCAUCACCUACUUAGGGACUUAGUGGAUCUAGGUUUAUGGGAUGAUGAAAUGAAGAAUGCUCUCAUUGAAAACAAUGGAUCAAUACAGAAUAUUCCAAGAAUACCUGAUGAGCUAAAAGCUAUUUACAAAACUGUUUGGGAAAUAAAACAGAAGCGAAUCUUAGAGAUGGCUGCUGAACGUGGUGCAUUCAUAGAUCAAUCACAGUCUCUAAAUGUGCAUAUCGCUGAACCAUCCUUUGAUAAACUCACAUCUAUGCAUUUCCAUGCAUGGAAAUUGGGUUUGAAAACAGGAAUGUACUAUCUUCGGACAAAGCCUGCUGCUCAAGCCAUUCAAUUUACACUAGAUAAAUCAAAAGCACUAGCUGCAAUUCAAAAUGGAACAAAGAAAGAAAAUAAUUUUAAUAUGGAAGCACUCGUUUGCUCAUUACAAAACAAAGAUGAUUGUAUUGCUUGUGGAUCAUAACAUAAGUUUUAAGUACUGUAAUAUUAUUUAACUUGUAUAGUUGCUAAUUAAGUAUAUGUAUAAUUUUAAGCAUUUUUAUGAAUUAUAAAUAUAGUUUUAAGAUUUUUGAAAAAUAAAAAGAUGCUGUACUUAUAUAGUUUAAGUGAUCUAUAUUGCUUAGAUUAUUGUAAUGUAAUUUGUAAUUAUUAAUGUAAUGAUGAAUCCAAAGUAAACAAUCAAAUUCUUUAUAUUAAGGUAUGGUUAUAUGUUAUACUUUUUUAUA